AAAAGAAAAAAGAAAAAAGAAAAAGACAGACCCUCACUUUCACUUCCUCGCUCUGUCUCUCUCUCUCUCUCUCUCUCUCUCUCUCUUUCUUCCCUCUUUUGUCCGUAUAUGCCCUUUCCCUCUAGUUUGAACUGAACUGAAAACACUCAACCUAUCCAUGGACAACAAUACUGCAGCUUCUGCCUCGUCUGGGGCCCGGCCAGAACUCAAACCCAAGCCCACUCCCUCGCCAAAGCCUAUUCCAACAACACUCUCUGGGAAACUACGGGCUAAGCUGCCUAGUCGUGGUUGGAUGAUCUUCUGGGGCACCAUCGGUUCCAUCGGAGCUCUGGUCACUCGUGAUCAUUACUUGACUGUGGCUGCAAAGAAACGUGUUGCAGACAAGGUGGAUGUCUUGGCAAAACAACCAUGUGGCGUUCAAGAGAUGCCUCGUAAGGUCACUGUUUACAUCAUGCCACCCCCUGGAGAUGGCAUUCACAAAACUCGUCAUUACUUUAAGCAAUUUGUCAAGCCUGUUUUCGAUGCUGCUGCAUUGGAUUAUGAGGUCAAGGAGGGCAUGACAGAGGGUCAGAUUCGAUCAAUGGUGGCUGCAGAUGUCCGAAAGAAACGUCAGAUCGCAGCAGGAAAGAGAUCAGAGUUGACAGAACAAGAACAGAGUGCACCCAUUGUUCCCCUCAAAUCGGUCUCGGAUGGCAUCGUUGUCUUGGGUAGAAUUGCGUUAGCUGAAGUCCUCAAGGGAUACAAUGAUGGAUGUCUUCAGAGCCUUGAUGACCCUGAACCAGUUGCUAUGUCUGAAAUGAUCAAGGAAGAUGAUACAAAGUCAAUAACUCCAGCUCAGGAAGCCACUUUACUCGCAACAGAGGCCACAGGAUCUACAGAGUCAACAUCAACAACAACAGUAACAACAGACAAUAUCGAUACAACAUCCUCAACAGCAACCUCAACAGAACCAGCAAUAGAGACAUCAAAAGAUGAAGAGACUCUUUCACCAGCUGCAACUGAGGCUGUAGCCAAGGCAGCUGCGGCUGCGGCUGCAGAUGUAGCAGCAUCCUCUGUCACGAUCCCACAAGAUGAGGCCUACUUCUCAGUACCACCUUCGGGACUUGAACCUAUCGGAUACAUUCCCUUCAAAAACUUGGUUGGAUUCCGUAACUUCCCCAAGAAACUGUUUGCACUUUUCAAUUCGUAUGAUUGUGUUGAAUAUGCUGGAGGUGCAGUGAUGAAAGUUGCAUUUGCAGAGACGAAGGAGAUGGACAAGGAUGAUUUGGAUUUGGGACGAGAUGAGGAGCCCUUGUUCCAAAAGUAUAGGGGACCUGUGGAGAUUGAUAUUUUGGAUCGAGUACGAGAGCAGGUCAAACUCUUUGUUACACCCACACAUAUUCCCGAACCAAGAAUGGUGGCUGCAGACGAGGAAGAAGUGACGACAAUGAACUGAACCUGAGUUAAUGCCACCGUAUUUUUUUUUUAUUUUUUUUCCUCUUCUGC
Messenger RNA from Lobosporangium transversale, 1485 nucleotides. Its product is annotated as mitochondrial import inner membrane translocase subunit Tim54. Bases 158 to 1435 code for a protein of 425 amino acids. The transcript has 2 exons. The record is from RefSeq and is a predicted model, not a curated record. NCBI's taxonomy places the organism in Eukaryota, Fungi, Mortierellomycota, Mortierellomycetes, Mortierellales, Mortierellaceae.